This is a messenger RNA of Ruditapes philippinarum (Manila clam), 2011 nucleotides long. Its product is annotated as multiple epidermal growth factor-like domains protein 10. Gene Ontology annotation, molecular function: scavenger receptor activity. Lineage: Eukaryota; Metazoa; Mollusca; Bivalvia; Venerida; Veneridae. The record is from RefSeq and is a predicted model, not a curated record. The transcript has 6 exons. The annotation marks the transcript as partial.
AUAUUGUUUGUAUGGUUUAUAUGCUUAAUUGCUAGCAACAACCAGGUAGAAGGAGAGAUUGAUGAAAAGUGUACAGAAUAUUGUGCAUGCUGUAUAAAUAGACACUGUGGACCAGGGAAAUACUUUUCAAACGAAUGUACCAUAGGCUGUAUUGAUGGAUAUAGAGGUGCUCGAUGCACCAUACCAUGUACACACAAUUGUACAGAAUGCCCUGAUCAUGAAGAUACGUGUACAUCGUGCUAUGAUGGCUAUUUUCCCGGCCCUGCUAGAGACUGCACAUCAAAGUGUUCACCCGGAUGUAAAUCAUGCAGGUCAGGAACCACGUGUACAUUAUGCAAGGAGGAAUAUUAUAACGACAAUGGUUACAAUGAUUGUCGUUAUCGUUACUGUCCUGAACAUUGUAAUUGUGAUAAUGGUCAGUGUGUUACAUGCAAGGACGGAUAUUACGAUACCAGUAACAUAUGUAAUAGUUCAUGUCCUGGUAACUGUGUCACGUGUACGUCGAUUACUGAUUGUGGACCGUGUAAGGAGGGUUAUUAUAAAGGUUACAAUAAUGACAACAUUAACCUCCCUUUAUUGAACGACUGUACAUACAAAUGCCAAGAUAACUGUGUACGUUGUUCGUCUUAUGACAGUUGCUCGCUUUGUAAAAGUGGUCUUUAUGGAUUGGCAUGCGACAACAGUUGUUCGGUUGGUUGUAUAUCAAACACUUGCGAUAUAAUGACUGGUAACUGUGCUUGUUCCUCUAAUUUUACUGGAGUAAGAUGUGAUAAAUGCAAAACAGGGAAAUAUGGACGUAUCUGCGAGCAACAAUGUCCUGCAGGGUGUAAAGGUAGCGUGUGUGAAAAAGAUACCGGAGAUUGUACAGACAGAUGUAGUAUAGACACGAUCGUUGGGGAUAAAUGUGACGUCUGUUUAACAGGCUGGUAUGGGCAAUACUGUAACAUGUCUUGUCCUGUCGGCUGUAAAAAUAAGCAAUGCGAGAAAAGUAAUGGGGAAUGCUCAAAUGGAUGUCUUGAUAAUUUUGUAGGAGGACAAUGCUAUCAGUGCAUACUUGACAAAUAUGGAGAUACAUGCCAACGUGACUGUCCAAUUAACUGUGACGAGAAAGGCUGCUUAAAAGACUCUGGUAAUUGUAUAAGCUGUCGUGUCAACUUUGAUGGAGAGAAAUGUGAUAGAUGUCGUCCUGGUUUUUAUGGUUCACUUUGCUCUGAAAGAUGUCCGAUUAAUUGUUUGAACGGUGUAUGUGAUGGAAAUACAGGCACAUGCUCGGAUGGCUGUUUAGACAAUUAUUCAGGUGACAGAUGUUGUAUAAAUAAUAACAACUGUAUCACAUGUUUAUCAGAUACUAGAUGUAAACAAUGUACGCCUGGUUACUUCAAUUACCAAUGUGAUAAACAUUGUCCUCAGAACUGUCAAAAGUCCUGUCAUAUCGAAACCGGUCUUUGUGACGGUUGCAAAGGUAACUUUUAUGGUGAUAGUUGCAAUUUUCCAUGUGCCUCUACAUGCAAGAGACAAACAACAUGCGGAAGUUUAUGUCAGCAAAGUAAUGGAAAGUGUCUAUAUGGAUGCGAAGAUGGUUUCCACGGUUUACAGUGUUCUGAGAAAUGUUCUGUUUAUUGCAGCGAUAAACUGUGUAAGCAAGACGACGGCAAAUGUACAAAAGGUUGCAAAAUGAAAGUAAAGAAUGACCACAUUUGCCCUCUGACAUCCGACUCAAGUUCCUCAGGGCAGUCAGUAAAUAUAGCUCCUAUAUCCCUUGGGUCAAUUCUUGCCGUGUCAGUAGUUGUUAACAUCAUAUUUUUGGUUAUGCUGAUUCUCUGGAAAUAUCGGAAAAGGGUCAAUGAUACUUACAUAACGAAAGGACAUGUUUAUGAAAACUCUGGCAUUGAACUGAAAUGUGGAAAGUCGGCAAAUGCUGGCAGUGCCAACAAGGAUGGAAAUGUCCAAACAUCAAACAGCAACACGGUGUUAAAGUCACGUGAGUAUGAGGAUCUUGGAAGAGUUCAGG